This is a messenger RNA of Xyrichtys novacula (pearly razorfish), 3522 nucleotides long. NCBI's taxonomy places the organism in Eukaryota, Metazoa, Chordata, Actinopteri, Labriformes, Labridae. The record is from the annotation of a GenBank genome assembly.
CAGCAUUACCCAGAAUUCUCUGCGGUGAUGCCUUUCAUGAAACUCGUAAUAAUUGCUUUUCAGCCACUCAACUCCAGUUGAGUCUCUGUAGCAAUGUGGACGGUGGGCAGAGGAAUGCACAAACCAAACUAGACAACAGCAGAUCCUGUUUUUGGCCUCCUGACUUUGUAUAUCAUAUAAUACAUAUAAAGUCAUUUUGGGUGAUCAUCUGGACGCUGACAGGACAAGAGUGGUUUUUAAGGGGCAUUAAAGCAACAGCAAUGAACUAGGGUGAGCAACACCUUCAUGAUACAUGCACUAAAAAAGUAUUCUCAGGAAUCUACCACUGCAGAUACUUCUUCACUUCACUUAAAGAGCUUUAAAUCAAUUUUGGCAAUAGUGCUUACUAAACUAAAUGUCAGAUUUCACUUGUGGUAAAUCAUCUUUACUCUGUGUCAAAACAAUGAAAGGAUUUAAGCUCUUUUACAGCUCACAUUUUAUCAUAGGCUGCAGACCGAACAAAGCACACAAGCUUUUAUAUAACAUCAUCACCACUCUAUAAUGUGGAUACUUGAGCCUAAAUUUUAAUAGGAUUGGAACUAUUUGUCUUGCACCUUUUAGCCCGGCAGUCAUAAACACUCGCUGCAGCCUCUCGCUUUUCAUGCUUGUUUGGUCCCUUGGCUUUUCAUUCUGCUCCUCUUCAUUCUCUCCUCCUCCUCCUGCUCCUCUACCUGCUGUCCUGUCUUCUGCUCAUCUCCCUAAUCUUCACUCUCCUCCUCCUGCUGCUCUCCCUGCUCUCCCCUUUUCCUCCCUUUUGUCUCCUAGUUCUCCUCUCCACCUGCUCCUCUCCCUGCUCUCCCCUUCUCCUCCUUCUCCUCUCCUAGUUCUCCUCUCCACCUGCCUCCUCCUACUCCUGAUUGGCUUUUGACACACAUCUGGCGCCAGAGUUUUACACAGAUGUUGUAGGUAAAGUUAGUGUAAAAAGAGAAAGCUUGAACAACCUCUCUUUUUCUGUUUCUUGCUCAGUCACUGAGACCACAUAUGGGUUCACAUUGAAUUCUAUGGAUGUUAAUAGGGACUUAGACAUGCAGGCUGAUGGUUCCUGUACAUGCUGUGAAAUAUACUCCUGUACACACCACUGAUCUAUGGCGUCAUAGCUUUAAGCACUGGGCUACUCACCAAACUUCUCUAUACUUCUGGCAGCUUUAAAACUUUGCUGCUCAGUGAUAUCCAGAAGAAGUAAUUUGUUGACAAUAAAAACACAGUAAGUGACCGCAUGUUAAACCAGAACAUUCCUUUCUAAUGAGAACAUUAAUGUUGCACUGCAGAUAUAAAUACACAGAGUAUCAGAGUCUCUGCAACAUGCUACUGAAAACCCUCAUCAUCUGUGUGCAGGAGUCUCAGGUUUCCUGAAUAAAUCAGUUAAAGCCUUCAGAGGCCCCUGUGGCCUGUUACCAAAAGAAAAAACACGCAGUCAAACUCCUCCACUGUGACCGCUGGUGCUCGGGCCGGACCUGUUCUGGUUGGCUUCACAGUUGGUGCUCUACCAGCAGCAAUAAUGUGGUAAUAACAUCUGUAACAUCUGGAAAACAUCGAUGUUUAAAGGCAAGCUUGUAACGGACAAAUAUCCCCGGGUCCAGAUCGCUGCUCUGCUUCAGCCCUGCAGCAGCCGAGACAGAGGCUCCUCUGCUCUGCAGCUCUCCAUCACACCAGUAGCUGCUGCCUACAGAGAAAAAUAAAAACUGCUGUACCCUUACACAAACUAUGACAAGGAUAUGAGCACAUUUAUGGCCAUGCAAUGAAAACCAAAGGAAACAUCAUAAAAAAGAGUGCCAAUCAUUUUCUUAAAGGAGCAGUCCAACUAUUUGAAAGACACAGGCUUUUAUUAAAUCUGACAUUAGAUGAGAAGACCAGUGCCUCAUGUCUUAUAGAGAUUAGAGGAAAAAUACAUGCAUUACAUUUUCUUUUGCUAAAGCAUCAAAAUGUCAUUUCAUUGCGUACAAAGACUCAGAGUAGUAAGUGAUCUGUUGUGUAUUGCAUGUAUGUAUUGCAAAAGGAACCCUGUAAAAGCAUAUCAGUACUUUUAGCGAGGGGUAAUGAAUAGUGAGCAGGAUGUUAUUACAGAUUAAAACCCUGCAGGGUGAGCAGGACCCUGACGAGCCAGAGGGGUCUUGUUAAAUUUAAUCUAGCUGUUAUUUAUCACUGUGUUGAGUGAUAAAAUUUUACCAAUCUGGACCAUCUAAUAAUACCAUGUAUCAUCAGCUGGGUUGCUGGCACCGUAUUCAGCCUUUAUAAGUUCCACUUCUGGAUGCUAGAUGCAUUAAAACAGCCUCAUAAACAGAAGAGGCUCCCUGACCUGCAGGACUAAAAGGACCAAGUACAUUUUUGACAGACUGCACAGAGCUGAUGAGGAUAGAGUCAGUGAUACUGAUGUCAAAGUAAAUUCAGACAAGUUUAAUUCUAUUAAAAAAAGGUAAAUUCAAACCUUAAACAUGAUGGUAGCUACAUAUAAUGGAGUCUGAAAGCUUUGUGGUCUGUGCUGUUGUGUCAUGAUAUUUCCAUCUCUCUAUUUUUUAUCUAGUUAGGGCCACAGGGCAAACACACAGAGCCUCUAUUGUUAUUCUGUGGAACUUUUCUUAUUCUUUUACCAGACAAAUUUCAAUUUGCUACUAGUCCUACAGCUUAAAGAGUUGCAGGACAAAUUAUAUAUCAAAAUGUGCGGACUGAUCAGGAUCUGUGUACUUUUACUUUUCUCUAUUAUAUAUGAAUUGUGCACACUGUGGAAAAAAAAUUGCAUUGAAGUAAUUGGGACAGGCUCUUUUUCUUAUUUCUCUGCAGGAUCAAGGAUGCUGUUGACAGUGGAGGAAUUGGUGCUGUCUUUUCUAAGACACAGAUCAAGGUUGCUUUUGAAUGCACUAUCAGUUGUUAAAGCCACUGUUUCUUUUUCAGAUGAUUACAUGUUUGUCUCUUGCUCUUUGGUUUCAGACAUUACACGAUGAUCUGCUUUCUGGAAACAUCCGCUCCGGCAGGAUGUUUCUUUGGAGGAAACCCGCCACCUCACUCCGGCUCACGCAGCAUCUGAAGAUAAGGACACUAUGUUGGAGUGAGCAGCGCGUAAGUAAAAAUGCCAUCCAUCAUAAGUAUUUUUACUCUCAUAGGUGUUACAUUUGAAAGCUGUUUACUUUGUAUGUUUUUCUUCAAUAGAUCUUCGAGCUCCUGCGGUUAAUUGAGGAGGCAACGACCAUAUCUGACAACAUCAAGAGAGGCGAGAUUCAUUUGCUAGAUUUUGUCUUUGAUGUCAUGCUCCCAGAGGUGAGUAGAUCAAACUAUAUAGCUGGCAUUGAAAAUUGAUGAUAUUGUUAAGAGGUUGUUUUUAUUCAUUUGGAAAGCUCAAGAACAACAAUUAACCUAUACUGCAUAACUUCAAAUGUUCACAUUAUUUGACUGUUUUUCAGCUUUUGUUCAAAGUACUUCAAGAGCAUGGCAUCACCCAACUCAGGGCGGAGCAGAUGAUGACCUGUGGCAGUCUAUUUUAAGCCCCCC